Acanthamoeba castellanii str. Neff is the source of this 1317-nucleotide messenger RNA. RefSeq names its product elongation factor 1alpha. The annotation marks the transcript as partial. The record is from RefSeq and is a predicted model, not a curated record. The transcript is spliced from 9 exons. NCBI's taxonomy places the organism in Eukaryota, Discosea, Longamoebia, Acanthamoebidae. Gene Ontology annotation, molecular function: protein binding; GTP binding; GTPase activity.
AUGGAGUCUGCCCGUAGCUCAGUUGAAGCUUACCUGCCGCCUGAGGCGUGGGUGCAUGUGCUUUCGUUUGUGGACGCCGAAAGCAUUGCGAACCGUGUCAGUCUCGUUUCGCACGCCUUCCACGCGUUGGCCACCGAGCCGCAGCUCUGGCGCCGCCUCGUACUCCGCGACUUCCCCGCCUCCGCUUCCUCAGCAGACCCUACUGACAAGUGCAACCUGUACGAAGGCGAGCCCGAUGGCUGGCGCAAGACCUUCUACGCCCACCGCUGGCUUCAGCGCUCGAAGCGGCCCCGGUUCUGUGUUCUGGGCCACGUUGACUGCGGCAAGUCGACCCUCGUGGGGCGCAUGCUGCUGGGUUUAGGGCAGAUCACCCAGAAGGAAGUCGACCGGCAUGGAGAAGCCGCCAUGAUGAUAGGCAAGUCGUCGUUCAAGUACGCGUGGUGCUGCGACACCACUCUAGUCGAGCGAGAGCGUGGCAUCACGAUCACAUGGAAGGCAAAGCAGUGCAGGCUGACCAGUGGCCGUGAGAUCGAAGUCGUGGACGUGCCGGGCCACCGCGAUUUUAACAGGAGCGCGUUCAUCGCAGCGUCAAUGGCUGAUGUGGCGAUGCUCGUGGUGGCCGCUGGCGUUGGCGAAUUCGAAGCGGGCAUCAACGAAUCUGACUGGGGAGUCUUGGGCGGCACCAUUCAGCACCUGAUGCUUGCAAAGAGCCUCGGCAUGUCCAAGGUGAUCGUGGUGGUCAACAAGAUGGACUCCAGCGGCGUCAAUUACAGCGAGCACCGCUUCACCGAGAUCAAGGACGAGGUGUUGCGCAUCGCGAGCCGCGUGGGAUUCAAGCCAGAAGACUUGGUGGUGGUGCCCAUCUCGGCGUGGACCGGUGAGAAUGUGGUGACCGCGCCGUCUUCGUUGUCCUGGUACAAGGGUCCCAUGCUGUUCGAGGUCAUGGAGCAGUCGGCGAGCGCCGUCACGGAGUCAGCGCCCGGCGAGGUGGCGGCGGCCAAGCGACCGGUGUUCGGUCCCGCGCGCAUAUCGGUCCUGCGACGAGCGAACAAGAGGUGCACCGGCGCCACGGACACGCAGAAGCAGGAGGAGGUGGUGGAGGCGCUGGUGCAGUCUGGAAUGGUGCGCGAGGGCCAAGUCCUGGAGGCCGUCGUGGUGGCGCCCAUCGCCACUGCCCGUCGCCACAGCCGUCGCGGGCACAUCUUGCCAAAGCCGACCACCCUCGCUACCUUCACCGUGGUCAGCAUUCAGCGCUUUGACAAGCCCAGGUACACACGCAUGUGUGCAUGUGCAUGUUUCCUGUGGUGUUCGUGCAAC